AUGGAGGUGAGCUACCCUCAGCAGGACGCACACUUUGGGCUCGUUUCCAAAGUGACCAGUGGAUUGGUAUGCAUCUAUCUGACCAAAUACGAAAAUAGUAUUUUGCAGAGAAUAUACUGCUCAAAAUCAUGUGAACAGGCAUCCGAGGAAAAAAAUAUGGAUAUGGAAAAGCUGUUUGAGAAAAACUAUCAACUUGAACAAGCUUUGAGAAGCAAACAAGUUGAGAUUGAACAUCAAAAAGAAAUGGAAAAUCAACAGAUGCCUCACCUCCUGCUUAAUAGGAUGUUCUGGAGAGAGAAACGUUCGCUGAAAAACUGA
This is a messenger RNA of Acanthoscelides obtectus, 318 nucleotides long. Lineage: Eukaryota; Metazoa; Arthropoda; Insecta; Coleoptera; Chrysomelidae. The record is from the annotation of a GenBank genome assembly.